Trichoderma asperellum CBS 433.97 is the source of this 153-nucleotide messenger RNA. RefSeq lists its product as uncharacterized. The record is from RefSeq and is a predicted model, not a curated record. Lineage: Eukaryota; Fungi; Ascomycota; Sordariomycetes; Hypocreales; Hypocreaceae.
AUGUCGAUAUGUGACGUGCUCAAAUUGGUCGCCACCCGUGACUGGCAGCCCGCCGCCACUGUUCUUGCGUCUCGUGUUUUCUGGAUGCAAAUGCUGGACGGCGAUUCCGAAUGUGCUAGGCAGGUCCCUCUGCGGCCCAUAAAAGCACUUUGA